This is a messenger RNA of Solea senegalensis (Senegalese sole), 1598 nucleotides long. RefSeq names its product mitochondrial ribosomal protein S9 (gene mrps9). Gene Ontology annotation, cellular component: ribosome; mitochondrial small ribosomal subunit. The record is from RefSeq and is a predicted model, not a curated record. The transcript has 11 exons. NCBI's taxonomy places the organism in Eukaryota, Metazoa, Chordata, Actinopteri, Pleuronectiformes, Soleidae. Gene Ontology annotation, molecular function: RNA binding; structural constituent of ribosome. The coding region runs from base 41 to 1198 and encodes 385 amino acids. Gene Ontology annotation, biological process: translation.
CAAACGACUUCCGUCCCUGACGUCAGCGCUGUUAGCCAAGAUGGCGGCGUCUGGUGUGCGAACCGUGGGUGCGCUUCUGUGGAAAUGUAAAAAAACUGGCUCCACUUUGAAUAAAGUCACGUCGCAGCUCAGCCGGAAGGUCCCGAGCAGGCACAUAUGUGUGAGCUCUGCCCUCCACAGAAAGAACCUGGCGGCUGCAGGACCAGAGAAGUUCACGGCGGAGUUUAUCGAGAAGCAGGUGGAGGAGUUCAACAUCGGGAAACGGCACCUGGCCAACAUGAUGGGAGAAGACCCAGAAAACUUCACGCAGGAGGACAUAGAUAGAAGUAUCGCCUACCUGUUCCCGUCCGGCCUGUUUCAAAAGAAAGCACAUCCCAUCAUGAAGCACCCAGAUGAAAUAUUUCCAAAGCAGAGAGCUGUCCAGUGGGCGGCAGACGGACGACCUUUCCAUUUCCUGUUUUACACCGGAAAGCAGUCGUACUACUCGCUGAUGCAUGAAACUUAUGCCAAAAUCCUGAAUUUAGAGAAACGUCAAGACCGCCUGAGAGCCAAAGGACUCCUCACCCAGGAAGUCAAGAAGAUCUCUCUAGGUGCAAGCCGGUGGCUCACAAAGGAGGAACUGGAGACGCUGCUGGUGGAAACCAUGACGGCUCACAAUUACAACCGCUUCAUCCAGCUGAUGGAGCGGCUGCUGUCCAUGCCCCACUGCUCCGUGGAGGAGGAGUUUGUCUCGUGUUACCGCCGGCAGGUGGAGGCUCAGUCCAGGAAGCAAAUGGUGCCGCAGCUGGAGCAGGAUGACCGAGGCGUGGCCUUCAGCACAGCAGAGGGUCGUAGGAAGACGUCCGUAUCCUCUGUGAUUCUUCGCGACUGUGGCUCCGGACGCGUCACCGUCAACGGUGGCGACUACAUGCAGCACUUCUCUGUGCUGCAGGACAGAGAGCAGCUGAUGUUCCCGCUGCAGUUCGUGGGCAUGUUGGGACGCUUUGACCUGGAGUGCACCGUGAGCGGCGGCGGCAGGUCCAGCCAGGCGGGGGCGCUGCGGCUCGCCAUCUCCCGCGCCCUGCUCGGCUUCCUGCCUGAGGGAGACAUGGAAACCAUGAGACAAGCUGGCCUGCUGACCCCCGACCCCAGAUUGACGGAGAGGAAGAAGCCAGGACAGGAGGGAGCGAGAAAGAAAUUCACCUGGAAGAAGCGCUGAGGAGUUGUGACGUGAAACAACCACAAAGACAUUAAAUGCUCACACUGACUCUGCUCUGUGUGUACACUGAUAUUAUCACUUCAGUUCUGCUGGGAAACAUCAACGAGCUGCUGCUCACAGUUGUUCAAGGUGACUGCAGUGUGUGUCUUCAUCCACCAGAUGGCAGCAUAUGUCAAGGAGUAAAUGAGGAAUAUUAGUAUUUAAUACAAUCUUCAUUUUGUAAUGUUUUGGGCUCAGAAGGAAACCUUUUGACAUGUUUGUGCAUAUUUUCUGAUGUUUAAUUUAACCUUCUUUUUUUUUUAUUUAAAAGUUUGGCCUCAAUCGGACUUUAGCAAACAUUUUUGAAAUCCCUAAUGGAUUAACACAAAGUUUGUCCGGAAUAAAAGCAUCAGAACCACAA